UGUAGAGAAUUUAAUGUUGACUGUGUUGUUUCUUUUCCAGAGGAAGGGAACUACUUGGCCCUGGAUCUUGGGGGCACCAACUUCAGAGUGUUGCUGAUCAGGCUGAAUGGUUCCGAGGUGUCUAUGAGGAGUAAAAUCUUCUUGGUUCCAAACUUCAUCAUGACAGGAACAGCGGAAGAGCUCUUUGACCACAUAGCAGAGUGUAUCUCCAAGUUCAUGCAUGAGGAGGGUAUAGCUGACCAGAAGCUGCCCCUGGGGUUCACAUUUUCAUUCCCGUGUAAACAGGAGGGUCUGGCCAGGGCCCGUCUGUCACAGUGGACGAAGGGGUUCAAGGUCAGCGGAGUGGAGGGAGAGGACAUCGUGAGACUGCUACACGAGGCUAUUGAGAGGAGGGAUGUAAGUAAUGCUAGACUGGUUAAUUAAUUAAUUAAUUAAU
Messenger RNA from Lingula anatina, 436 nucleotides. Its product is annotated as hexokinase-4. Gene Ontology annotation, molecular function: ATP binding; fructokinase activity; D-glucose binding. The record is from RefSeq and is a predicted model, not a curated record. NCBI's taxonomy places the organism in Eukaryota, Metazoa, Brachiopoda, Lingulata, Lingulida, Lingulidae. Gene Ontology annotation, cellular component: mitochondrion; cytosol. Gene Ontology annotation, biological process: glucose 6-phosphate metabolic process; glucose metabolic process; glycolytic process.